GUCCGCAGUGCGUGCUGAGCGCGGUGAAGAUGGCGGAGGGCGGCGCGGUGCCGAGCGAUCUGUUCCAGCAUGUUUACAGCUUCCUGCUGGACAAUAAGUUCACUAAAGCGGCCAAGGAGUUCAUAAAGCAGGCCAAAGUCAAACCCCAGGACCAAAAUGAAGAAGGACUCCUUGACAUCUUCAAAUUCUGGCUUAACUCUAAAGAGUCGAGAAAGCGCAAGGCGCUUACCAAUGGCCCUGCUGCAAUCAGCGGGCCGUCUGCAAAGAAGGCCAAGCAGGAGAGCUCGAGUAGUGAGGAGUCGAGCAGUGACGAGGAGGACGCGCCAGCUGCCAAGAAAACACCUCAAGUUGCGGCUCCAGCUCCAGUGAAGAAACCAGCGGCUGCAGCAGAGUCAAGCAGCAGCGAAGACUCCAGCGACUCUGAGGAUGAAGCUGAGACUAAAACUCCUGCGAAGAAAGUGGCAGCGGUGAAACCUGCAGUACAGUCUCCUGCAGUGGCAGCCAGGAAAAAGGACACCAGCUCCAGCAGUGAAGAGUCUGACUCUGAGGAAGAGCCGCCCAAACCUAAAACUGCAGGAGCCAAGCCUGCAGCUGCAGCCCCUAAAGCUGUGGCCCCACCCAAAGCCCCAGCUCAGAAGAAGCAAGAGAGCAGCAGCAGUGAGGAGAGCUCGAGUGACUCUGAGGACGAGGCCCCAGCUAAGCCAGCAGUGAAGGCCCCUGCUCAAGUGAAGCCCCCAGCCGCAAAGCCCGCAGCUCCAGCUGAGUCCAGCAGCAGCGAGGACUCCUCAGAUGAGGAGGAGGCUCCUCCCAGCAAAAAGCCCAAAGCAGGUCCAUAUAGUGCUGUACCCCCACCUCCAGCUCAGAGUGCCCCUGUACCAGCAGCCAGCAAAACCUCUAAAGAAGACUCCUCGGAUAGCAGUGAGGACAGCAGCGAUGAGGAGGAAGAAAAGAAAGCUCCUGCGGCUCCUACGAAGGCUGUGACACCCAAACCUGCAGCCAAGAAGGACGAGUCCAGUUCAGACAGCUCUGAGUCCUCAUCUUCCAGCUCGGAGGACGACGAAGAGGAAGCGAAGAAGCCGGCUGCCAAGGCAACACCAGCGAAAGCCGUCCCUGCUAAGGCCACCCCUGCUAAGGCCACCCCUGCUAAGCCUGCUCCUGCUGCGGAGGAAUCUUCCUCCUCCAGCUCGGAGGAUUCGGAUGAUGAAUCGGAGAAACCGCCUGCAAAAGCUCCAGUUGCUAAAGUUACUCCAGCUAAGGCCGCAUCUGCCAAAGCCACUCCGGCUAAACCCACCCCGGCCAAGGCAGCCCCUAAAGCCGCAAAAGAGUCGUCCUCCAGCUCAGAGUCGUCUGAUGAUGAGGAGGAGGCGGAGACUACUGCAGCCAAGGCUCCUGCUGCAAAGGCAACACCUGCUAAGCAGGCUGAUUCCUCAAGCUCAGAUUCUGAUAGCUCAGAAGAUGAGGCUCCCGCCAAGCCUGCGGCCACGCCCAAAGCUGCGGCCACGCCCAAAGCUGCGGCCACGCCCAAAGCUGCAGCUACACCCAAGUCUGCUGCCACGCCCCAAAGCUGUGCAAAGCCAGCUGAAAGCAGCUCAGACUCUGACAGCUCCUCUGAAGAGGAGGAGCCCCCUAAGAAAGCCGCUGCCACUCCUGCCUCUAAACCUGCCCCCAUCCCGGCCAAACCAGCCGCCAAGCCGGCAGAAAGCUCGGACAGCGACGAUUCAGACUCUGAGGACGAAGCCCCGGCAGCUAAACCUGCUGCGGCCGCUAAACCUGCAGCCAAAGCUGCCCCUGCAGCCACUAAACCCGCAGCCAAAGCUGCUGCUAAACCCACGGCCCAGUCCAGCAGCAGUGAAUCUGACAGCUCCGAUGAGGAGGAAGAGAAGGGCAAGGCUCCCCCCGUCUCUAAGCCUGCUGUGACCCCAACCAGCGCUAAGAAGGCUGAGAGUAGCAGCUCGGACUCUUCAGACAGUUCAGACUCAGAAACAGAAGCUCCAAAGACGACGCCGGCCAAGUCUACUGUGACCAACGGGAAAGCAGCUACACCGAAAACUCCCGUCACCGCAGCGAAGACCCCCACCGUAAAACCUGCGGAGUCUUCUUCCUCUAGUGAUGACAGUUCUGAUGAAGAAGAGACGACGAAGGCUGCUGUAAAGACCACACCUGUAGCAAAGAGCACACCAGCUGCCUCAGCGAAGACCAGGCCAGAAAGCAGCUCAUCAGAGAGCUCUUCGUCCGAGGAAGAGGAGGAAACAGAAACUACAAAGACUCCGGUUGCUACACCAGUGAACGGCACAGGAGGCAAGAGGAAGAGGGAGGAGGAUGACACUGCACAGAUAACACCUACACAGAAAAAAAUCACCACCACGCCUCACUCUUUCCCCAAGGCCAAACAGAAGAAAACCAAUGAUCCUUUCCGUAGAAUAAGAGACGAGGAGAUUGAGGUGGACCCCCGCCUGGCAGACAACUCCUUCACCGCCAAGAUGGGAGCCACCGGAGACUGGGGCGAGAGAGCCAACGACGUCCUAAAAUUCACCAAAGGCAAGUCCUUCCGACAUGAGAAGACCAAAAAGAAGCGCGGCAGCUACAGAGGAGGCACCAUCUCCACAUCCGUGAACUCCAUUAAGUUUGACAGUGACUGAGAUCCGAGCCCAUGAGCCUCCGUUUACGUACUCGAGUGAGGUCUGAGCCCUCUGCCUCACUCCCCAUCCAACCCGGGCUACUUUUACUCAUCCAAAACUGGUGUUACGUCACAGGAACUGGCCGCUAGGCUCCUGCAGUGCUGGCCAUGUGUUAGCACUGUACUCAGGCCAGUAAUCAGGAGUCAGAGAAGCCUGCAGUCGGCCAGAGCAGGACAGCAGUCGCCCACAUCAGUUCGCCUCAGCUGCAGUUACAUUGAUCAGCCACAAGGUGGUGCCCCUUUGUUGUUUUUCCUCCUGCUUCUCUACGUAGUAGUGUGUUUUAGUUUUUGUUCCUGGUGACUGAAUACCACACAGAAGUCCUAACAUUAGUUUGCCCAUUUAAGGCUAUUAUAUAAACUGUCUUGGAGAUUUUUUUGAAAGUAACGAUUGUUUCUUCUUUGUUAUGCUAAUCGCGGUUAUGCUCAGAUCCUCACUCUGGAUAUGAGGUGGAUGAAAGGUUUCUUUUAUAUGUACAGUAUCGUUGGAGAGGCUUCAGGUUGAAUGGUGUGAAGUCCAUAUCAGUGUGAAUUUACUGUAGAAAGAAACUGGUUCUUUAUCAUGAUUUAACUGUGCAGCUUAAUGCAGACUCUGGUACAGUAGAGCUCACACCAUUCACAGCCUGGCAGUUUUAGUUUUUGGAGUCUUAUUUAACGUCUGCAGCCAUGUUGUACUGUUCAACAUUUUUCUUUCUUGUAUUAAGGAAAUUGUUUCUAAUUAAAACUUGACUCAAUCUUAA
Colossoma macropomum (tambaqui) is the source of this 3414-nucleotide messenger RNA. It is a transcript of the gene nolc1, whose product is annotated as nucleolar and coiled-body phosphoprotein 1. Gene Ontology annotation, cellular component: nucleoplasm; nucleolus. Lineage: Eukaryota; Metazoa; Chordata; Actinopteri; Characiformes; Serrasalmidae. The record is from RefSeq and is a predicted model, not a curated record. Gene Ontology annotation, molecular function: protein binding.